Spathaspora passalidarum NRRL Y-27907 is the source of this 783-nucleotide messenger RNA. RefSeq names its product COP9 signalosome catalytic subunit (gene JAB1). Gene Ontology annotation, molecular function: metallopeptidase activity; deNEDDylase activity; protein binding. The annotation marks the transcript as partial. The transcript has a single exon. Gene Ontology annotation, cellular component: cytoplasm; COP9 signalosome. The record is from RefSeq and is a predicted model, not a curated record. Gene Ontology annotation, biological process: protein deneddylation. Lineage: Eukaryota; Fungi; Ascomycota; Pichiomycetes; Serinales; Debaryomycetaceae.
AUGCCGUGCUUUCAUGAUUUAGCAACAGCAUUGCAAUCGAAUAAUAAUGCUAAAAUCAAAGGUACCAAGAUAGUCGACUUGUAUGAUUUAGGUAUCACCGACAAACCGCGCACCUCAAAUGCAACCAAAUUCUACAAUAUCCCACCUGUAGCACCAGCGUUAGCCAAGAGUAGACCAUGGAAAGCCGAUCCUCAUUACUUUUCAACCUGUUACAUUUCAUCGCUUGCCCUUGUGAAGAUGACAAUCCAUGCCCAAUCAGGAGGUAACAUUGAAGUUAUGGGGAUGUUGAUUGGGAAAGUCAUUUCUGGAGCGAUUAUCAUUAUGGAUGUAUAUGCUUUGCCUGUGGAGGGCACAGAGACCCGUGUGAAUGCCCAGGCAGAAGCUUAUGAAUAUAUGGUUCAAUAUUUGGAGAUGAAUAAGAAGAUCACUGGCAGGAAUGAGAAUAUCGUGGGGUGGUACCAUUCCCACCCGGGGUAUGGAUGCUGGCUUUCUGGGAUUGAUGUGAGUACUCAAAGUUUGAAUCAGGGAUUUCAGGAUCCAUAUCUUGCCAUUGUGGUUGAUCCAAUCAAAACUGUGAAGCAAGGCAAAGUUGAGAUUGGUGCAUUUAGAACGUUUCCCGAGAAUUACGUUCCUACUCUGGAUGGUAGCCAUUUGCUGUCUAAACCUGCAGUUAAUAUACCCAAGGCAAAGAGAAAGGAUUUUGGAAGUCAUUUCGACAAGUAUUAUCCAUUAGAUAUUGAAAUUUUCAGUAGUGAUGUUGAUGAAAGUAUAAUCCAAAUGUUG